Messenger RNA from Fomitiporia mediterranea MF3/22, 16087 nucleotides. Its product is annotated as P-loop containing nucleoside triphosphate hydrolase protein. Bases 69 to 8576 code for a protein of 2835 amino acids. The record is from RefSeq and is a predicted model, not a curated record. Gene Ontology annotation, cellular component: preribosome, large subunit precursor. Gene Ontology annotation, molecular function: ATP binding; ATP hydrolysis activity. Gene Ontology annotation, biological process: rRNA processing; ribosomal large subunit assembly. The transcript has 22 exons. Lineage: Eukaryota; Fungi; Basidiomycota; Agaricomycetes; Hymenochaetales; Hymenochaetaceae.
AGCUGGACAAGGUCAUAGACCGGCCUCGUACCCGCCUAGAGGUGACUAGGCUACUAACAGAUCGCGACAUGACCUCCGACCUCAGUUCGUUUUGGGACAUUCCUGACCCGACGUCGCUGAAUGCACGCAAACAACUUAAUGGACUUGUUGAACUGCUGCCUCGCAAUUCGCCUCUAACUGCAGCUUUCCAAGAUUCUCUAUCUCAAAAUGCAUUGCUGCCGACCUUAUCCCGGUUCAUGUUGCACCCGUCACUCACGCUUGCGAUUUCAUGGACGUUUCGUCCUCUCUUGAUGGAUUUAUGUUCUAGGUGGUUGGAUACGGACGAUGAGGGUGCCAAGAAGCUGGAGGCUCUUGGGUUGUUGAUAGAGGUGCACGAGGAACUAUUCCCAAUUCUCUCGUCUUUCGUUCGCCGUUUCGAGAGGGGCCCACUGUGCUGCUUCAUGAAGCAAACCGAAGCAGAAAAUUUUGAUCGUGUAUCACUCCAUCGAAUUCUACUUGCUUAUUACCGUAUACUUCGCGCAACACCAUCGCUUCCAAGAAAUCUCAACUGGGACCUUGCAUACCUCUUAAAGUUAUGUGCUUCGUCGGACCUGGAUCGCGGCUCACGCUGGCUUGCAAUCCGUUGUUAUUCACUUCAAUCAAAUAUGAGUGAAAGUACUAGAAUACGCAUGGAACAAGACGCACUUGGAGAAAUCUGCGGCGAAGACUGCCCUAUUAGCUAUGGUGAAACUAUUUCUGGAACUGCAAAGGAAGUGGACGGAUGGAUGCUUCCGGUACUCGAAAUGAGCAGAAUUCAAGAUUAUAGGAAUAGUAUUAUCGAGUGUAUCGACGACUACUAUACUAGCUCCGAGAACUCGGACAUAAUGGUGAAGAACGAGGAUUUGAGCCCUCGAAUCGCAAAUGUUCACGGAAUUUUACUUCUCCGAACACCUCCAUUAAGGUCUGUUUCCUCAUCACUCGUGCCCACUUCGGCUGCUCUCCUCGCGCUUCGCCAGCUCGCUGUUAAUGUAUCCCUCCGUCGACCCACACUAUUGACAUCAGCAACAUCAUCAGGAAAGAUGACAUUUCUAAACUAUCUUGCUUCCCUUCUUUUCCCCUCAUCUCCCAAUCAAGUCAUCACGAUACAUCUUGCAGACACGUCGCUGGAUCCUCGCGCUCUGUUGGGUUCGUACAUAUCCUCCCCGACGUCUGCAGGCUCGUUUGAAUGGAAAGAUGGCGUUUUGGUGAAGGCAAUGCGUGAAGGACGAUGGGUCUUGCUAAAGGAUAUUGAUCGCGCGAGCAACGAAGUCCUUGGCUUAAUCACCCCACUAGUGGAAUCCAUGGACGACAUCCGACCAAUUGGGUCGAGCGCUGGCCUAUCUCUGGGUAACCGCGGAAAUGUUGAAGCAGCCGAGUCCUUCGUGCUCUUUGCAACGCGUUCUGUUGAAGUGAAUUCUGCCUCCUCCCCUCCACCAUUACUGUUUCUAGGUGCUCAGAAGUGGCGAGAAGUGAUAGUACCGGAGAAUUCGUUGGAUGAUCUACGACUUAUCGUCGAUUCCAAAUUUCCGAAUAUUGCGGGUCCUAUUGCCGAUAACCUCGUUGAUAUUUGGCUGACAUUGAAACGGCUAUGCGUGUCGACCUCAACUCGACCCGUCGGAAUACGUGAUCUGGAGAAAUUUUGCUCGCGAGUCUCUAAUCUACUUGGCUCCAGUAGAGUGGCCCCAAACACACAACGUAAAGCUGGUGAAAUACCCCAACUGUCGGCUUUACUAUCCCAUCCUUCUUUGCGUGAAGAAAUUUACUUGGAUGCUCGGGAUGUCUUUUUCGCUGCUGGAGCCUCAAGUAAACCAACUCUAGAGCAACGUGAUGCUAUUGCAUCAGCAGUUGGUGAAAAGCUCGGACUGUCGGAAGAGACCUGUGAAUGGCUCUUAAAGCGCAGAACACCCACUUUUGAGGUCGAGAAAGACGUUGAUGGACGACCCAUUGCACUUCGAGCUGGCCGUAUAUCCCUUGCCGUUGAGCCGAUGAAUACUUUGACGCAAUCAGUCUUGCCACGCCCAUUUAGUAUGCACAAACAAGCCUUGCGUCUAAUCUCGCAGCUUGCAGCCUGCGUAUCAUCCGUCGAGCCUGUCCUACUUACCGGAGAGACCGGAACAGGGAAGACUAGCGUCAUCUCUCAUCUCGCUUCCUUACUCAACAAGCCCCUCAUUUCUCUCAAUUUAUCCAAUCAGACAGAAUCGUCUGAUUUGAUAGGCGGUUUCCGACCUGUCAGUACACGUGUACCUGCACUAGAGCUUCAGAACCGCUUCACAGAACUCUUCCAAAGGACAUUCAGUAGUAAGAAGAAUGAACAGCUUCUUGCGAGUCUACGAAAAGCUGUUUCCAGUGGGACGUGGAAAGUCGUGGUCAAGCUUUGGACUGAGACUGCAAAGUCUGCGAUUGGAAAACUAAAGGAGACGGAGCCAGAUGGUGAAGUGGAGCGUGAGAGCGAGACGUUGGAUGUUAUGGACUCGUCAGUGCCAAGGAAACGACGAAAGGUUCAAGGAAGGAACUCUUUGGCCGAAUGGAUAUCGUUUGAUGAAGAUGUGCGUCACUUCGAGGUUCAACAUGUCCUCGACCAGGGGAAGUUCUCUUUCCAUUACGUUGAGGGACCACUGGUGAAGGCCAUCCGAACAGGGUCAUGGGUCUUAUUGGACGAGAUCAAUUUGGCCUCUCCAGAAACGCUCGAAUGCAUUGCCGGACUCCUACAGAGCCCUAAUGCUUCGAUCACACUCACUGAGCAAGGGUCGCUAGAGCCAGUCCCUCGUCAUCCGGGUUUCCGGUUGUUUGCUUGCAUGAAUCCUGCAACAGACGUCGGAAAGAAGGACCUGCCUCGAAAUAUCAGGGCGCGAUUCACAGAGAUCGAGGUUCAACCUCCGGACGAUGAUCUUGAAUCUCUGAUAUCUGUCAUUACUCACUACGUUGGACGCCUCGCCAUUACCGACAAGGCCGUUAUUGCAAAGGUCGCCGAGUUGUAUACAGACGUAAAGCGUCUAUCUGCGUCUGGCAAGAUUGCCGAUGGUUCCAAUCAUAGGCCUCAUUAUAGUAUGCGGUCGCUUUCGAGAGCACUCACGUUUGCUGCUGACACAGUUCGGAGCUUCGGUUUGCGUCGCGCUUUAUGGGAAGGGUUCACUAUGACCUUUACUAUGGUGCUGGAUCAGGAUAGUGCCGAGCAAGUAUUAGAUCUUGCGCGACGAGCAUUGCUCUCGAACGUAACCAACAAAGAGCACUUUCUCUCUGUAAGACCUCCGCCUCCGCAAGACGCUCCUGCCGAUUCAUACAUACAGCUAGGCCCUUUCUGGCUUUCUUCGGGUCCGAAUGAGCGCGAAGAGGUCGAAGACUACAUUUUGACGCCAUCGGUACAGAAAAAGCUUGUCGAUCUCGCGCGUAUAAUCAUGACGAAGCGGUAUCCGGUCUUGAUCGAAGGUCCCACUUCUAGCGGCAAGACAAGUGCAAUCGAAUACCUUGCACGUCGCACUGGCCACAACUUUGUUCGUAUUAAUAAUCAUGAGCACACUGAUAUACAAGAGUACUUGGGUUCCUAUGUUUCCGAUCCAACGACGGGUAAACUAGUGUUCAGGGACGGCCUCUUGGUUCGCGCGCUUCGUCGCGGCGACUGGAUUGUGUUGGACGAACUUAACCUCGCGCCGACCGAUGUCUUGGAGGCACUGAACCGGCUCUUGGACGACAACAGAGAACUGGUGAUCCCCGAGACACAAGAAGUUGUCAAGCCACAUCAGGACUUCAUGUUGUUCGCGACUCAGAACCCACCUGGCGUAUAUGCGGGAAGGAAGGUUCUAUCGCGUGCCCUACAUAAUCGUUUCUUAGAGGUCCACUUCUCCGAUGUUCCUCAAACAGAGCUUGAGCAUAUUUUAUGCCAGCGGGCUCGAAUAGCUCCUUCAUAUAGUCAGCGGAUCGUGGCUGUCUUCCAUGAGCUGCAAAAGCGGCGUCAGGUUAGCAGGAUUUUUGAGGGCAAGGAAGGUUUCGCGACCCUCAGAGACCUCUUUCGUUGGGCCAACAGGGACGCUCAAGGAUAUCAGGAGCUGGCAGAUAAUGGAUACAUGCUUCUAGCUGAAAGGACACGUCGACCCGAGGAUAAAUUGGUUGUAAAGGAUGUCAUUGAGAAAGUGAUGAAAGUCACAAUCUCCGAGGAUAGCUUGUAUAGCAUGGAGAAGCUCGGUGCCGCCAUCAAGUCACGGGGUGGCAUCGUCUGGACGAAACCAAUGCAACGACUCUUCAUCCUACUGUCGCGUGCACUGAGACAUAAUGAACCAGUCCUUUUGGUAGGUGAGACCGGGUCAGGAAAGACUUCGGUCUGUCAGGUCUUGGCGGAGUUGGAAAACAAAGUCUUGCGCACUGUCAACUGCCAUCAGAAUACAGAGGCCGCGGAUAUCAUUGGCGGGCUACGUCCUAUUCGUCGAAAACAAUCGUCUACGCACGACGCAUUACAGGAAGCAAUGAAAAUCCUCGGCUUAAUGGGCGGCCCAGAUGAAGACGACAAAGAUCUGAUUUCGAAGUUAAUCGCAGAUCGCCUACGCGAGAAUGAGAGUCCGCAUGAGCGUGAGGUGUUAAUUGCGGCUCAACAUGCCCUUUCUCCGUCUCGUGGACUCUUAGGUUGGCAGGAUGGACCCUUAAUAAUAAGCAUGCGUUGUGGAGAUAUCUUUUUGUUGGACGAAAUCUCGUUGGCUGAUGAUUCAGUAUUGGAACGCUUGAAUAGUGUUUUAGAACCUUCUCGCAUUCUCAUCCUUGCAGAAAAGGGGGGUGAUACUUCCGAGGAGUUUGAUGUGGUAGCCAACCCAGCCUUCAAGUUUGUCAGUACUAUGAACCCUGGCGGUGACUUCGGGAAGAAGGAGUUGUCUCCUGCCCUCAGGAACCGUUUCACGGAGAUCUGGGUCCCCUCAUUGAUGAAUCGCAGUGAUCUUUCAGAGAUCGUAAAGCAGUCUUGGAAACGCAAGGAGCUGCUGCUACUCACGACCCCUCUACUAGACUUUAUUGAGUGGCUCAUGCUCGAGGUUAAAGAUACUUCAUUACUAACCCUACGAGAUGUACUGAGCUGGGUGAACUUUUGCAAUACACUAUCCGCUUCGGCCGAUCUACCACUCGCGGCCCUUUUUGUUCAUGGUGGUGAAAUGACAAUACUAGAUGGUCUAGUCGGUCUAACACAGCUCUCUGCUUGGUCAACGGAAUCUGUAACGCAUCUGCACUCACGAGCGUGUCGACGUCUCAGGGAGCUCGUGCCCGAGUAUGGAUCACUCGACGAGGUAUCAACUCUUCACUUUUCCGUCCAAGAGGGGGAGUUCCGAAUUGGUCCUUUCUCCGUGCCAACUGGUUUACUACCGCCGCAGUCCAAUUCUUUCAGUUUCAAUGCACCGACAUCCCUUAGAAAUGCGUUUCGCCUUGUCAGAGCUUGCCAGAUAGCGAAACCGAUCCUACUUGAAGGGAGUCCCGGUGUCGGAAAGACCAGUCUCGUGACUGCAUUGGCGGCGGCAACAGGGCAGAAACUCUGCAGGAUAAAUCUGUCGGAACAGACAGACCUUGUUGAUCUGUUUGGUUCUGAUUUACCUGUAGAAGGAGCUGCCUCUGGGCAAUUUGGAUGGAGUGACGCUGAGUUCCUCCGAGCUCUGAAGAAUGGAGAUUGGGUCUUACUUGAUGAAAUGAACUUAGCAACUCAAUCAGUCCUCGAAGGUCUCAAUGCAGUUUUCGAUCAUCGAGGAACGAUCUAUGUUCCCGAAUUGGACCGGUCGUUCUCGCGCCACCCGACUUUUCGUGUCUUUGCAGCACAGAACCCUUUGAGUCAGGGAAGUGGGCGGAAAGGUCUACCAAAAUCCUUCCUUAAUCGUUUCACGAAAGUGUACAUCGAGCAGCUAACUCCGGAUGACCUACUACUUAUAUGUCAAAACCUUUUCCCAAACAUUGAUCUGUCGACCCUCCGACUUAUGAUCACGUUUAACUGCAAGUUGCAUCAAGAAGUCGUGGUAAAUCGACGUUUCGGGAUUUCUGGAGCACCUUGGGAAUUCAACCUCCGUGAUAUUAUGCGAUGGGCAUCGCUCAUGACUCGUUCGGACGGUGUGGUCGACGAGCCUUGGAAACAUUUUAAUGCUGUUUAUGGUACUCGUUUCCGUACUAAAGGUGACAAGGAGGCUGUGCUCGAACUGUUUGCAAGUGUUUUCAACGAUCCGGACGUUGUGAGGAAGGUUCACCUGGCAUUCCUCUAUACUCCAGAAUCUGUGGCUUGUGGUACUUCUUUUCUCAGUAAAGGUCCCGUAACUGUUCCAGCCGAAGGCUCCUUUCUCGCACCAUCACAGCUUAAUGGGGUGGAGUCUGCUCUGGCCGGUAUUGCACAUAACUGGCUUGUCAUCGUAUGUGGAUCGCAUUCGUCUGGUAAAACGAGCUUUGUGCAUGCCUUAUCUUCAAUGUCUGGCAGACCUUUACAGGAGAUGGCGUUGGGCAGCUCGAGCGACACUUCUGACCUCAUAGGAAGCUUUGAGCAAACGAGCAAUGACUUCCACAACGAGCGGUUUCUUGAGAAACUUGUGCGCAUUAUAAAUGCAUGUGUCGCUCAAACACGGCUCAAGGACGCUAACUCUCUCGAGUUCCUACUGAGGCUUAAAGAAGAUGCUGUCUCUGCACGACGAACUCGUUCCCUGGGGAUGCUGCAGGAAACUCUUCGCAGAAGUCUCAAAGAUUCGCUCUUCGAACCAUUCGGUAAAGACUUAUCCAGGACUCUGAAAACUGUCUUGGAAAAUUCUUUGUCUGCAAAUGAGUCCGCUCCAAGGUUCGAGUGGAUAGACGGACCCUUGGUGCGGGCUAUGAAGGAAGGCCAAUGGUUGCUCUUAGAUAACGUGAAUUUAUGCAGUCCCUCGGUAUUGGAUCGACUUAAUUCUCUCUGUGAGAUGAACGGUUCGAUAGUUCUGACGGAGAGGGGUAUAGAUCAGGAAACAAUAUUUCCCCAUCCGGAUUUCAGGUUAUUUAUGACGGUGGAUCCGGAUCGCGGCGAAAUAUCGCGUGCUAUGCGAAACCGAGGGAUAGAGGUCUCCUUGGAGCCAUCGACAGGAGAAGACGACAACAAACACUUAUCAGUUGCGAGGCGAUUGUCUGCGGAUUAUCCGGCACUACAUUCACGUUCAGGUUUUGAGCUCGAACGACGAGCACUACAAGAAGCAUGCAGGAGUCGCUACGGUCCUAAAGUUUACUUUGGCUCUGAUGACAAAACUGGCGUAGACUCCCUUUCAUCCCGUCUGGUCAUUGUUAACGCGGUGUAUGCUUAUUUGGACUCGUCUUAUGACACUGCAAUUGUCCUGUUUGUUCUCGGCCUUUCGAGCUCUUCCGAUUCGGGUAGCUUCUUGCGUCUAUUCAAAUCUAUCGGCACUGAACGUGCUAUGCGGACUCUGGAGCUACUUUCUUAUGUGCUUGAGAACUCGAGUACACUGAGGGUUGCAUUGGUGAAUACACCGUCCAUGUUCAGUUUCAUCACCAAACAACGUCGGCCUCUCGAUCCAUAUUUUUUCUCCCCACAUGUGGACUGGAUGCCAGAACAUGAGCACAAUGCAUGCAAUAGUAUUAGCCUAGUGCUUGAGUCUUUCGUGCUUGCUUCGAGUACAAGCAUUGAGCUGCGACAAAGGGAGAAUGCUAGGGAAGCAAACAUGGGACACUUGGCGCACACGCCUGCUUCCAAAGAAUACGAUACUGUAUCUCAAUUUGUCGAGUCCGCCCUGGCUCUUCUGCAAAAUGCUUUACUCAAUAAGCAGAUAAGUAGCAGGUCACUGGCAGAAAUUCUUGCUAUAUUUAGACUAAUUUGCUUUUCUCGACAUAUUUAUCAAGCCGCCUGCAGACCGGUUGCAGAUUUUUCAACAUUGCAUACAGUUUCCACCCGGAUUUGUCGAGUUGCUGAAGGCCUAAAGCAUGUUGUUGACGGAUUGGAAGAGCAGGCAAAUGCACUUCGAGAUGCAUAUGCCCUUCGGACGGGUUUAAAGAUAAGAGAACUUUGGCAUUCGUUGUCCCGACCUUCGGUUCCUUCUCGUGCCAUCAAUUUGCUCGCCAAGCUGACCCUGGUGCCCCUGGCUACACAAAGGCGUGUCAUCGACCUUAUCUUACUAGCCUCUACAACAUGCGAGAUCACUAAUGAAAUGAACGAGACAUUUCUUAUGGCGGAGGAUAUUGUAAACAAGAGUAUAAUUACGGAGAAUGAUGGCAAAGAGAUCCCCUUGGCGUCAGUGCAAGCUGGGUCCGAACUUGCAUCGAUGGCGAUUGAAAUGAUGGACCUUGCUAACUUGAGAGGAAGCCUUGCAAAUUCGAAAUUGCAACAUACUACCCGCUUACUUGGGUCGUCUGUCACGCUAGCGCAUCACACUUCUCGUAUGAUCGCGUAUCAACAGCUUGUUUGGAAGUUCGAUGCUGGUUCUGUUGUCGGUCGCGAUCUUGUUGCGCCAUACCUUGAAUGGCAUAAAGCCGUUUGGCAUAGCGACAGUUUGAAUCAGACCCUGGACGUCUCUGUUGUAUACACGCCUAUUCUGCUUCGAACUAAGUCACAGCCUAUUGAACGAACGUAUUGCUCAUGACGUAAUGAAUUUGUUGCGGUCUGAGAGGCAUGAGAGCCGACACUCAUCCCUAACCAGGUUUCUCAUACGAAACGUCUGGCUGAUCCUAUGUGCCAGCUUUCCUGGAACCAACGGAGAUUUAGUAACAAAGAUCGAACGUGCUUCAGGCCAUCAUAAUGAAGUAACCUUUAUCACAGAUGUUUUGAAGGACCCGUAUUUUCAGCCCUUCCUCGCGGUCGGACAGGCAAUCGAUGGUCUCGUCCAUAGCACGUCAUGGGCUGAUUGCAUUCAUGCUAUGGGAAAAUGUUGGAUUCUGUUGUCGCAGACUCUUCUCUCCCUUUACGUGCCUAACAUACCGAUUGAUCCUGUCCAAGUCCAGUGUUGCGAGACUUCAUUACGAAAAGCUCAGAUAGCGUGGAUCCAAUCACAAAUCCAGGUCCACACGUUGUGGGAGCGAUGCAGGUCGGGAAAUGACAGUAACACAAAAAUUCGCAUUCUUCAAGGCCGUCUUAAAUGUCUAGAAAAGGAGUCGGAACCCGUAGCCGUAGACCUUCGCAUUACCCGCCAAGGUGAUGCAUUAUUACUUCACUCAUUCUGGAAUGAGAUGAGAGGUUUUCUCUCGGAUAUGAUAUCACCCGAACGCUUGGAACGAUUUGUUCUGUCUACCACUGGUACGGAAGAGAACGUUCUAUCCCAGGAAUCGUUGCUUCAAGACGCCAUUAGCAAUUUUGUUCAGCGUAUGAAAACCGCGUAUAGUCCCUUACAGGACCUCAUGCCGGCCAUAGAAUUGGCAAUGCUACAGCUCAAAUUUGGCCUGAGGACGCUUCGGCACUCUUCUGUCCUUCUUUCAUCAAAAUGGCUGAAUCCACGAAUGCAGAACUUAAUCUGCUUCCCUUCAGUUCGUGCAAUGGAUGCGGCAUUGGCAACGCCAGUGGAUGAACUACUGCAAUCCGGUUUCCGGUCGUGCGACGCUCUUAUUCUGCAACUCGCCAGUUAUCUAAACAGCACGCCAGGGGAGAAUGUAGCUGGGUACAAGGAUGUUAAGAAUAUCUGGCAUAUAUUCGAUUGCAUAUGGGUGUUGUGGAAUGCCGACCUUACAAAGAAAGCAGAGAAGGCUCGACAAGCAGAAUCUUUGUAUCGCACCCAGAGCGUGGCUAAAGAUAGUCGGGACGACGAUGAGGUGUUGAGUCUGUUCCCUGUUUUUGAUGAGGAUCCGGACCCUGCCAUCACGACGUCUGAACCGACUGGUCCGGGUAAUUUCCACGAGUUAUCGCCAGGCUUUGCGAAGAAACUUUUAGAUCUCCACUUGAUACACUUCGGCAGUUCGAACUCCAUCCCAGAAACGCAGUCUAACUCACUUUGGCGCUCGUUGCGCUUCCAACUGGUUUCGAGCUGGCUUAACGGACCUUUAUCUUAUUGGCCGUGCAGUAUGGACGAUGAUAGCUUAGCAUUUCGUUUGGAUCUCCUCCGUGACACAAAGUCUCGUUUCAGCCAGUUCGACGGUGAGAAUGCGUACAGCUUCUAUCGCGAUCCAAACCUACAAGAGGCACGAAAAGCAGCAAGCGUUGUAAAUGGCUUGAGAGACAAGCUGAACCAGCUCAUCCAGUCAUGGCCAGAGCAACUCGUCCUACGUCAUUUGCGGGAUCGUUGUGAUUCUAUUUUAUCAAUGAACAUGUGCAGUUCAGUCGCAAAGAUGCUGGGGGCAAUUGAACGUCUAUUGCUCCACACGGAAGACUGGGAGAUGUACGCAAAUCGGGAUAAUUCGUUAACUAUGCACAGGCAUGCCCUGACCGAGUUGAUAGUAGAAUGGAGGAAGCUCGAACUAGCAGGUUGGAAGUCAAUACUGGAUACGGAGGCUGAAACAUUUUGCGACGAGCUUGGUGAUUGGUGGUUCCGGUUGUACGAUGCAGCUGUUCGAGGUGCAACUGCAGCUUCUCGGGAGUCGGCAUCUACUGAGUCUCUCAACCAGUACUUCGAUUCUCUGACGCCUUUGGUGGAGGACUUCAUCACAUCCUCUCCUCUCGGUCAAUUUAAACGCAGACUCGAUAUGGUUUGGUCAUUUGCAUUGAUGACGUCAAAGCUAACGAUCGUUGAAGAAGUGGUGAUGAAACGUGCCUCGCAGAUUCUACUCUCCAUCCAUCGUUUUUAUGCACAAUACGCCGACAGAGUAACUGCGUUCUUUGUGCAGGAAAGAAAGAUCAUAGAAGACGACAUCCUCAGCCUGGUCAAGCUGGCGAGCUGGCGGGAUAUCAAUGUACACGCUCUGCAGCAGAGCGCUCAGAGGACGCAUAAGCAGCUUUUCAAGAGGAUACGAGCAUUCAGAGAGGUACUGCGCCGGCCAAUUGCUAGCCAGCUUCACAUCGAUGACAUCCGUUCGGCUGAUGGAGACGCCGUGCACGGCACUUCUAAUGAUGUUCUUCCUCAAAACAUUGCCGAGCUCGACAACUACAAUGCAUCAGCAAGAGCUAGAAAAUUCGCGUUAAUAUUGACAAAUGGCCUAGAAUCGGUUUCGGCAGCACCAUCGGCAGUGGCACUCGAAGACUUAUCCGGUACCAUCAUUUAUAUACAAGAGGAACACUCCAAAUCAGUUCCCCCAAUGAAAGCGCUUUCCUCUGAAGAGUUGAAGAGAUGGAACUCAGCUCUGUUGGUCCGCAAGAAGAGGUCGUGGAAUGACUUCCUGAAGGAACUGAAGCGAAUCGGUCUGUCGCCGAACGUGAAACCGGAAGUACUGCAAAGGCAUCGUAGCAGGAGAUACCUUAUGGAACAGCCGCAGUCGACCUCCGAGAAUGUCUCGUAUAUGCCUAAACUAAGAAAAAUUGAUGGGUACUUUUAUCGCUCGAUUGUCAUUUUGAGCGACUUGGUCCAGCGCGAUACAAACCACCAUCAGGACAUCUCUACGCGCGAAUUGCGACGAGGUGUGUCUUCGUUUGAGUCGGCCUUCUCAUACGCUACCUCUGCAAGAGCAAAGGUCAUGGAACUCAUAAUAGCAUGGAGCUCUGUCAGGGCAUGCAGCCGAAGGUUACGUCAGCUACGGCAGGCCAUCGGUACUUGCAUAACGGCGUCUGAUAUUAAUUUAUUACUGCGAGAGUUGAAAGUCCAGAUGAUGAAAUCUGUUUCUGCUCUCAGGGAGCUGCAGGAGCUUGCGAAUAACAUUUCGGAGACGUUAGAACACGAGUCACCUCUGGAUCUGGAGUGCUUCAGUGGCGUUCGCCACUGGGUCUCGGGCGGCACAGACAUUAUCAAGCGGCUUUCUGACUUGACUCGGGCGUCGGAAAACAGUUGUUUCGUAACCGAAGAUGACCGUGAAUAUAUACAAUCGUCCAUCAGGCAUCUUGAAUCCAUAGAACCCCUGCUGGUUGAUCUGGAGAAUCGUGAACCUCGCUUAAAGAAAUUCUGUGAAUCAAUCCGCAGCUGGUCUCGUCAGCACCCUCUCGACACGAGGUCGCUGAGUGAAGUUCCGACGACCACGGAUUCGCCAGUUGACUCAAGUAUUAUUACCGAUAUGCUUCUCGUCAUCGGUCAAGACCUGUGCGAAGCCAGUGCCGCAGCGAAGGACACGGACUCUGAUGACUCGGAUCACAUUCGUCGGCGUUAUGCGCAGUUCAACCGAGUGUCGCGCGUCCUAAGAAUAGACGGAGUUUAUCUUCGGUUACGCGAAUUUUGUCAAAGCUUGCAAGGUAGAUCGCGUCCCGUGAUUUCAGAAUCACUUGAUCAAGUAUUCCCCUUCCUUGACGCCUAUGUGACUUUUGUCGAGCGAUAUCUUCACGAGUAUUCGGUGUGGACAAAAUCCCUUCUAAAGCUAACGUAUAUUUCGGGUCGUCUACUUCAGAACAUUGCGCAGAACGGUUUCUGCAAGCCUCAAGAGACAGAGGAAACAGGUGAAGUGGGCGGCGCAAUUGAGUCCGCAGAAGGAACGGGUUUGGGUCAAGGUGAAGGAAAAGAAGAUGUCAGCAACCAGAUCGAAGACGAAAGUCAGUUUGAAGGAAUUCAAGGCCAGGAAGACGAUACGAGUGGUAAACCGAAAGAAGAUGGCAGCAGCGAGGCUCUGGAUGUCGAUUUUGACAUAGGCGGUGACCUUGAGAAUUUGUCGGAGCAGGAUGCGGAAGACGAAGAUGGUGGAGUGUCCGACCUAGACGACAAAUUUGGACAAGACACUUCUCAGGACCUUAAUUCUGUAGAUGACGACUUCUGGGACAACGACGACUUUGAUAGUAAAGCACAGGACACCCAAGAGACAGAGGCUGGUAACUCAAAGCAUGGAGAAUCAGAGUUGGCUGCAAAGGAACAGGAACCCGAAGCAAAACAGCAACCUGCCAGUGAACGACAAGAUCAGCAGGACAUUGCAUCAGACCAGGACGAAAAUACCGCUGAAGACCCGGCAGCAGACAGCAUUGAUCAAAGCGAGCCUGAAGGAAAGGCGGAUGACACGACGAUAGAAGAUGCAGCGAAACCGUCCAAUCAAGACGAUAGCGUGACUCAGACGACAGAAUCAGAGAUGGUCGAUGACAUGCAAGAUUUGAAUUUCGAGGAGGACCUUGCAGACGUGGACAAGCAUAGUCAACAGAGUGGUGCGGAGUCUCUAGUCGACAAUGAGGAAGCACCGAGUCCAGCUGGUGAGGAUGCGGAAAUGAUGGACGAUGAAGGGAAUGAGGAAAACGGAAAGCCUGUUUCUACUGCAGAUGUGCAUGCUGGUAACGACAUUGAUGACUCUGGGAAUAUGAAAAUGGAUUCCACGCCCGGUGCUGGCGACGAUCAACAUCAAGCAGCAAAGGAAACCCUGGCUGACUUGCCCUCGUCUAGUGAUCGCAAUGAAGAACAGUCGAAUAUCGCUGGAGAUUCAGCCAAGGCGACCGAUCACACUGACACUCUUCCAGCGGGUCAACCUGAUUCAGCAGUAGAUUCGCACAGUUCCCAAAUCGGCAAGAAACCAUCGUUAUCGCAGGAUGCUCCUAUUCCGAAUCCACAUCGAAGCCUCGGUGAUGCCCUCCGUGAAGUGAAAAGGCGUUUUGACGAGAUCAAGAAUGCAUUAGACGCUGCCGAAGGGCGCUUGGAUGCGCAAGAGAUUAACGCCGCUAAUAGCGCAACACUCGAAUAUGUUCCUGAAGAUUCGAUAGAUACCGACAUGCAGGCACUAGGUCCGGCAUUGGGUGAAGAAAGCGCUAAUCUCAAUGAACUCAAGUUCGUCGAAGAGGACGGGGAAAUGCACGCAGACGACUUGGUUGAUCCCCCACCACCCCCUCGUGCCGAUACCCAAAGUAAUCUUGAGAAGUCUCAUCGUGACCAAGCUGAAGGUACUGGACAUGAAGAAGAGAAAAGGGCCCAUGAAUCAACCAAGGACACAGACUCGAACGCGAUGGAUGUCGAUGCCACCGCGCUUGAGCAAGGCAGAGUCCUUGAGCUAGAUACGGACGAACAGGAGUUGAGCGCAAGCAGAAAGGUCGAAGUUGAACUGAAUAAAUGGCUCCGAGAUGGUCAACCCGUGGAGGACGGCCAGCACAUGUGGCAACUAUACGACUCUUUGACGCAAAGUCUCUCAUUCUCCUUAUGCGAGCAACUACGCUUAAUCCUCGAACCGACUCGAGCAACGCGCCUCAUGGGAGACUUCCGUACAGGAAAGCGCCUCAACAUGAAGAAAAUUAUCCCGUACAUCGCGAGCAAUUAUACAAAGGACAAAAUCUGGCUUCGUCGCGUCCGACCCAGUCAACGAGAGUACCAAGUUCUCAUCGCACUUGAUGAUUCGCGAUCAAUGGCGGAGUCGCAUUCCAUUCACCUAGCUUUCCAGACGCUCGCAUUGGUUACGAAGGCGCUCAACAGGCUUGAGGUAGGAGAUGUCGCGAUUGCCAGUUUCGGAGAAAGGACGCAGAUAUUGCACGGCUUUGAAGAUGGCCCCUUCUCAGACCAGGCGGGGACCAAGGUGGUCGAAGCGUUCAAGUUCGCACAAUCUGCUACGGAUGUCCGUUCUUUGCUUGAAUCAAGCGUGGAGACGCUAACGAGGGCGCGUGAGCGUCGUGUAUCCUCGUCAUCAUCGGAUCUUUGGCAACUUGAAAUCAUCAUAUCUGACGGAAUCUGUCAAGAUCACGAGGAUCUGCGGGCAAUUAUUCGCAAGGCGGAGGAAGAGCAUAUUUUGAUUGUUUUCAUCGUCUUAGAUGCCCACCAUGAUGCACCAUCGGGUGAUCCUAAGAAUGACGUUAGUCGCUCACAGAACUCGAUCAUCAAUAUGAACCAGGCGAUGUACAGAACAGUCAAUGGGCGCUUGGAGCUACACAUGCAGCGGUACCUUGAUUCAUUCCCCUUUGAGUUCUUCGUGAUCUUGAAGAACGUGGAAGCUCUUCCGGACGUGUUGGCGGAUACACUGAGGCAAUUCUUCGAGAGAAUAUCCGCUUCUUGACUUCGAUAAGUUGUACUUCUGUAGAUACAUAUACAUCUGCUUUUUUGUAAUACAGUAAAGUGAAAUAAACAAGCCAUUAUAUAAUCACUUCAAUCACUCAUCGACUUUUGUAUUUCAUCUUGCCAAUUUCUUGAGAAAUCAUCAAUAGUCUGACCUGAGCUCAUGCUCAACAUCUCAAACGGCACCAUAUUGUGCAAAUGGGUAGGUGCGCUGCGGCUGGCGACUUCGUGUGAUGCCGAGUCAACGACUUUUAAGACCGGUUCGCUCGGCGUUUUUUCGUGCAAUCUCGACAGCUCAUCGUAGGUAAAUAACAGGGGAUCAGUUCGUGGAGCAUAAGGACUGAAGUCGACGAUGUGACCCGAUCGGAGAUCGCGUGUGAGGAUGAUGUCGAAGGUAUAGUCGUCUGUCGGCCAAUUCUUCUCAAUUUCACGACUCCAGAAAUUUGAUAUAGUGUUGCGAAUCUUUUCCCGCGUUUCUUGCUCGUUCAUAUAAUUAUAGAAAUUUGGAUCGCGUUGUGUAAUUCCUGCAAUAAAAGGUACGGUUGUGAUAGUGGCGCAUUACGGGAAAUCAGGGGUGCGAACCUAAGAGCUUCUUCGAGCGCACGAAACAUCGGAACUCUCGACUCGGAUCUACGUGAUACCACUUGCGAAGAAUGAGCUCUAGCCCAUACUUCGGCACUUCUGCAUUCUCGUCGGAAACGCAUCCAUCGAAUACGGUCUCCUCCUCGACGUCAUGUGAAACAAAAUCAGAUGAUUUGAGCAGCAUGUAUACUUCCGAUGGAGCAGUGCAUUUCAGUGGCGAAGAGGACGGAAGAAUCCACGAUGCGUCCUUGGGAGAAGAGAAAUUCAAUUUUGGAAACACAGCGCCGUAAUCUUCGAUCGCCUUCUGGAUUUUAGCAUCAAGCUCCGGAAAUGCAAAACGUUCUCGCGGUUCAUCUUCAUAAUCUUCAUCAUCACUAGUAACGGCUUCAUUCUGUUCACCAGGGGUUGUCACAGCCUUCCGGUAUAUGCACGCCAUCGGAGAGCAAAUAUCUCCUGAAAACUUCUCCAAGAGGCCGGACGAUAGUAGAUUUCAUACUGACAUGCUUGAAGCGAGGAUACCACGAUGAAAAUUGGAAAGAGAUGAUGUCUGCAUGAGAAAGCGG